Messenger RNA from Geodia barretti, 393 nucleotides. NCBI's taxonomy places the organism in Eukaryota, Metazoa, Porifera, Demospongiae, Tetractinellida, Geodiidae. The record is from the annotation of a GenBank genome assembly.
AUGACCGAUGCCGUUUGGGAACGGUUGAGGCCGCAUUUGCCUGGGGGAGAGGGCAAGAGAGGCCGACCGGCCCCGGACAACCGGCAGUUUAUCGACGCCGUGUGCUGGAUUCUGCGCACCGGCGCUCCUUGGCGCGAUUUGCCCCCGGACUACGGAGACUGGAAGAACACCCACCGCCGCUUCUGCCGCUGGCGGGAUCGGGGCGUGUGGGCCGGACUGUUGGAGGCGGUGAUGGAUGGCCCUGAUUUCGAGUGGCUGAUGAUAGACGCCAGCUAUAUCAAGGCCCAUCCCCACAGCGCUGGCGCCCCGGGCGGAAAUCAGUCCAUUGCCCGCACUAAAGGGGGCGGAACCGCAAGCUGCACCUGGCGGUGGGUUCCCACGGAAUGCCGGUAA